AUGAAUAUAGAGGGAGUUUGGAAGCAAGGGAUAACAGGAAAAGGAGUUAAAGUGACCAUUGUAGACGAUGGAGUAGAAAAAACACACGAUGAUCUGAAAGAUAACUGGGAUCCUGAAGCUAGUUACGAUUUCAAUAACAACGAUUUUGACCCUUCUCCGAAUUACGGACACCCAGAAGUCAACUUCCACGGGACACGUUGUGCCGGACAAGUGGCUGCCUCCGCAAACAACUCAAAGUGUGGUGUUGGGGCAGCAUUUGGCGCGAGUAUUGGGGGGAUACGGAUGAUGGAUGGCGUGGUUACUGAUGACACUGAGUGUCAGAGUCUGGGUUACAAGAGGAACUACAUUGAUAUUUACAGCAUGUCCUGGGGACCUGAUGAUGAUGGAAGAACUGUAGAUGGUCCUUACGGUUGCACCAGGACAGCUCUAAAAGAAGGAGCAAGGAAAGGACGGCACGGUAAGGGCUCUAUCUACGUGUGGGCUAGUGGAAAUGGGGGAGGAGCUAAAGAUGACUGUAAUGUAGACGGGUAUGUCUCCAGUAUCUACACUAUCGCUAUCAGUGCAAUCUCUUCAAAACACCGCCCUCCAACUUACAGUGAGCUCUGUGCUUGUACUCUGGCUUCAACUUAUUCCUAUAGUCACGUGAGAACAGAUAGGAUGUUCACCACUGAUAUACACAAUACUUGCACAGGCGGGCACACUGGCACUUCAGCUGCUUCUCCUAUUGCAGCUGGUAUCUUAGCUCUAGUAUUACAAGCAAACCCCGCGCUAACCUGGAGAGAUAUGCAGCAUGUUAUUGUGAGGACUGCGCACAGUCACUCAAUUGAUAGAGAGAAUCACUGGACCACCAACGGGGCCGGUCACAGAUUUCAUCCUAAACUUGGCUUCGGAGUUCUUGAUGCAACAAAAAUGGUGGACUUAGCUCGAAAUUGGGCAACAGUUGCUGCUCAUCGGAGAUGUGCGGCCCUCACAGCCACUAAUCCUAACCUUCCUGUACGUCCCCAACGGUCACUGAGGCUGAGGUUAACAAUCUUCCCAAAGUAUUGCAGGGGGAGCGGAGUGUUUGGAGAUUAUCUUAACAAGUUGGAACAUGUCCAACUGUUCCUGACAAUCAGCACACCCCGUACCAGAGGAGACGUGGUGGUGAGAUUAACUUCUCCCAGUGGGACCACUAGUAACCUUCUCAGUAAGAGACCUUAUGAUAGGGGAGGUAGUCGCUGGAAUGCAGGCUUUAAAAACUGGGGCUUCAUGUCAGUUCACUUCUGGGAUGAGGCCCCGUAUGGGAGGUGGUCACUUGAAAUCACCAAUGUAGACCAGAAUCAAAGUAAUGUGCUCCGACCAACAAAGCUGAAGGCGUUUAAACUGAUAUUCUGGGGGUCUGGGGGAGGGUCCCGUGGGACAAGUGGAGGACACAAAACUGAUAAUAGUGUAACAUCGAGCCCUUUUCUAGGCUUCACCUCUUCUAAUACAAAGCCCAUAACUGGAAAUAUCUACGACCAGAGAGACAACCUCACAUAA
Messenger RNA from Bolinopsis microptera, 1518 nucleotides. Its product is annotated as furin-like protease kpc-1. Gene Ontology annotation, molecular function: serine-type endopeptidase activity. The record is from RefSeq and is a predicted model, not a curated record. The transcript has a single exon. Gene Ontology annotation, cellular component: trans-Golgi network; Golgi membrane. Bases 1 to 1518 code for a protein of 505 amino acids. Gene Ontology annotation, biological process: protein processing. NCBI's taxonomy places the organism in Eukaryota, Metazoa, Ctenophora, Tentaculata, Lobata, Bolinopsidae.